Exserohilum turcica Et28A is the source of this 357-nucleotide messenger RNA. RefSeq lists its product as uncharacterized. The annotation marks the transcript as partial. The transcript has 5 exons. Gene Ontology annotation, molecular function: protein binding. Lineage: Eukaryota; Fungi; Ascomycota; Dothideomycetes; Pleosporales; Pleosporaceae. The record is from RefSeq and is a predicted model, not a curated record.
AUGCAACUAGACAAGGCUUUGUACAAAGCUACCGACAACAAGCAUCUCGAAACUGUUAAGCUCCUGUUGGAAUUUGGUGCAGAUCCAGAUACUGAAGGCCCCAUCUACGGAUUCGCAUUGGCGGCUAGCGCGUAUGACGGUACGAUGGAAAUCAUGAAGGCGUUGCUUGCCAAAGGAGCAGACGUCAACAAGCGCGGAGGGGACUAUGGUACAUGUCUUCAGGCCGCUGCAUGGUUUGGUGAUGCCGAUAACGUGAAGUUAUUGCUGGAUCAUGGUGCGAAGACCAAUACCGACCCAAUCGGAUACUAUGGUCAUGAGCUGCAAGCUGCCGUGCAUACGGGUGAUGAGGCUACUAUU